UUGAAGAUUUUUUCACAAAAUGAAUUCGAUUUGGAAAAUAACAUUAACAACAACCGUAAUAUCGAUAUUGAUAAUAAUAUCGAUUGUUACCGUAUAUUAUAGUCGUGUUGAUUCGAAUAUCGAACAAAGUUGUUUUACAUCAGCCAUUUUAGAUCAUCAUCCUUAUUAUGAAAAUGAUGUUGGAAAAAAUAUUGAUGAAAAUUUUAAAAUUUUCAUCAAUGCUACUAUUUUGGCCAAACAACAUGAUGUUGAUUUGAUUGUUUUUCCUGAAUCAGGUUUGAUGACUGGAAUUAGAAAUCGUCAAAUGGCAUUACAAUAUUCGAUUCAAAUGCCAAAUAAAUUGACUGGUUUAUGUGAAAAUAUUGAAGAUAUUUAUGAUUUAUCUGUUUCAAUUUUAAAACGUUUAAGUUGUUUAGCAAUGAAAUAUGAAAUAUUUAUUGUUGCACAAAUGCUUGAUAAACAACCAUGUUAUAAAAAUGAAACUACCGAAUGUAGAGAUGGUUAUUAUAUAUUCAAUACGGCUAUUAUGUUUGAUCGUACUGGUCAAUUGAUUGCUAAAUAUCAUAAAAUGCAACCAUAUGGUGAAAUGGAUCUUGAUCCAGCUCAACAUGAUGAAUUAAUCUAUAUUGAUACUUCAUUGGGAAGAUUUGGUUUUCAAAUAUGUUUUGAUAUAAUUUAUAAAAAACCUGGACAUAUUUUAGCAACUGAAUAUAAUGUUGAUACAAUAAUUUUUCCAACACAUUGGAUGGAUGAAGUACCAUUUCUUUCGGCAUCACAAAUUCAAAUGGCCUGGUCUUUUGGCAAUAAUGUUAACCUAUUGGCAUCGAAUAUUCAUCAUCCAUUCCAAGCUGGUUCACUUGGAAGUGGUAUUUAUAAUGGUGGAUCGGAACGAACCUUUCUUAAUGCUCAUUUCCCUAAAGAUGAUGCUGAACGAUUAGUAAUUUCACGUUUACCAAUUCAUCCACGUUCAACAACAAGAGCUCAAUGUAAUAGAUAUAAAGAUGAAAUUAUUUUAAUACCUGUUGAUGGUCGUGAAAUUGUUAAUGGUACUUAUCACUAUAAACAAAUGAACAAUACAAAUGUUAUUAUGAAAGCAUUGGAAAUUGGACAAAAAGAAAUCGAAUUAGAACAUGAAGGAGUAAAAUGUCAUUUAAAAUUUGAAGCAAAUUUAAAUCAAUUAACAUCAGAUGGACAAUAUUUUCUUAUCGGUUCGAAUCGUUCACGGGCAAAUCCAUCAUAUGAAUGGGGUGAAGAAUUCUGUGCACUUGUUUAUUGUAUUAAAAAUAUCGAUGGAACAUGUGAAAAAUAUUCAACAAAUCAAUUGAAAAUAUUUAAUCAUGUUAAAUUGACAGCAAUUUUUGAUUCAAAAACUGUUGCUUAUCCAAGCGUUUUGGAAUAUGAAAAUCGUUUGAUACCUAUGAAUAAUGUAUGGACAUUUUCAAGCAAAAUUCAAGAUACAAAAAAAAUUCAUGAACUUGUUUUCGGUAAUUUAUCUUCCGAUUCAUUCGAUAAAACAUAUCGAUUAUUAUCAACAUUAUCAAUAUAUGGUCGAGCUUAUGAACGUGAUCCUGUUUAUAAGCAAAAACCGGCUAAUUGAUAAUGAUUGUUAAUUUAGCUAAAAUGUAAUGAAAAUGAAAUGAAAAUAAAAAUUUUCACUUUUUUUUCCC
Molecule: messenger RNA, 1667 nt
Organism: Dermatophagoides pteronyssinus (European house dust mite)
Lineage: Eukaryota; Metazoa; Arthropoda; Arachnida; Sarcoptiformes; Pyroglyphidae
Product: pantetheinase-like
Source: RefSeq, a predicted model, not a curated record